GGCCAGAGGCGGAAGCUGGGCUCCGACUCCUGCGGACUCCGGCACGCCUGCAGCCCCAGCGUAAGAUGAAAUUCGGGGACUGAAAGCGCUGGAGAAGUUUGAUUUCUGACCGUGACGAGCUCAGGCCACCUGUGGGCCGUAAAGCCCCGGAGCGCCCAAGAGUGUUCCAGCUCCACCAACGAUGUGAAUUACACCUGGGAGCAAUGGCAUACAUCGCUUUUUUUUUUUUUUUUAAAUUCCAGGGGAAGCGUUUCUGUGGCACAUACAGAUGUUACUGAAAGUGUUUGCCGGUGAGGAAAUUGAGGCUGUACCACGCUAAGUCAGCACUGCUGGUGCUUUGACUUGACUUCCUGUGGAUGUGCUGUGGUCAUCUAGCGGCUUCAGGAAUACAGUGAUGUCACUUAGGGAAGGUAAUUAAUGCAGAAGACAUGUUACACUAAGAAGGUGAUAAGAAGAAUGUGGUUCACAGAGCGCCCCCUAAAGGUUGAAGAAUAUGGAUACCAACCCCUCACUGGUCAUCGGCACUACUUUUACCAGCUUUUUCACCUUUCAGCUUCUUUUCUACUUUGUAAGUUACUGGUUUUCAGCAAAAGUUUCUCCAGGUUUUAAUAGUCUCAACUUCGAAAAGAAGAUUGAAUGGAACUCAAGGGUAGUAUCUACAUGUCAUUCUUUGGUGGUUGGGAUUCUUGGCUCAUAUAUUUUCUUGUUUGACGAAGCUACUAUCGCUGAUCCACUUUGGGGUAUUUCAUCUCCCGUACAAGUGAACAUUGCUAUUUCUACUGGCUACCUCAUUUCUGAUUUGUUGAUUCUCAUUUUGUACUGGAAAGUGAUCGGUGACAAGUAUUUUAUAAUUCACCAUUGCACAGCGCUGUGUGCCUACUACUUUGUCCUGAGGUAUGGAGUGCUGGCAUACAUUGGGAAUUUUCGCUUGCUUGCAGAACUUUCCAGCCCUUUUGUGAACCAGCGGUGGUUCUUUGAAGCUCUGAAGUAUCCUAAGUUUUCCAGGGCGAACGUCAUCAAUGGGAUACUCAUGACAGUGGUGUUCUUCGUCGUGCGGAUUGUCUCGAUACCUCCUUUGUAUGCCUAUAUAUAUUCCGUGUUGGGAACAGAAGCCUACUUGAGGCUUGGAGUUUUAGUUCAAUUUACCUGGAUCUCUUCUUGUUUAGUUUUGGAUGUGAUGAACGUCAUGUGGAUGAUCAAAAUUUCAAAGGGGUGCAUCAAAGUCAUCUCUCUCAUCAGACAAGAGAAAGCCAAAAAGAGUCUUCAGAAUGGGAAACUUGACUAAAAGCGGGCUAUUGAUAAGCAUUACUUCAUUACUACCCAUAUUACAUCUGCUGAUAGGGUGAAUUCUUGGCAUGUUCUUGUGCUUCUUUAUUAAUUACACUUGUCAUCCAGGGUUUCAGGGUCUUUUUUUAACCUUUAGAAAAGAGAAACUGAAAUUUAAUUUCUAUCCCGAGAUUUAUUUUUUGAAUUUCUUUGGCAUUAUAAGCAUGGAUAAAAUCUUAAAAGGUCUAAAUAAAAAUUAUAAAUAUGGUGAUGGAUCUUUUUAGCAAUCUGUUAACCUGCAUUGGUAUUUUUCUCUGUGAAAAGAUGACUAUGCUAAUUUGGUGCACUUGGUUUUACGUCACCAAUUUUGAAAGAAUGGGAACUGCUUUUAAAUCUGUAAAUAGAUCUCCACAUUUUGUUGUACUGCACUCACUUCUUACUAUGGCUGUAAUACCUGGGUAAGGUUUAAUUUCCAAAUUGUUGAAAUGUUCUUUUUCUUAGGCCAUUAGAAGUGAUGUCUUUUUUCGUAUGUAUAUGCCAUCACCUACUAAUGAGGAAGUAUUUUACUUAUUUGGGAAUCUUUAGUUAGUUCAGUUACGGAAAAUAUUUCCUACAUUUUUCGAUUUCUUCUGACAUCACUUUAUUAUUUCUAUUUUUAACAUUUUGUCAAAUUAUUGCCUUUUUCUUUUGUAGUAAAGCUUAAGGCAGAUCUAAUAGAGCUUAAACGGUGAAUUCGUCCUUCUAAACAUGCAUGUUAUAGAUGAGGGUUUAGGCUAAUAGGAGGAGUCAUUAAGAAAAAAGCUUUAACACUGCUGUGUCUCUCUGCUUCCUUUGCACUUUUUCUAUGAAAAACAUUAUUCUAUUUGCAGAACCUCCCCUGAGUUCAGAAUCCAGCGUCAUUAGCACCAAAGUCUUUUGCAGUAUGUAUUUUUCAUGCUUCUAAACUAGGCCUCUUCUUGAUGAGACCAAAACUACAAAAAAAAAAAAAAUCAGUAUUCAUAUUUUACUCACAAUUUACACUCAUGCUUGCUUAAUCAGCAUUUUGAGUGUUUGAAUUUCUAUCCUUCCGAAAGGACAGGAAAAAGAUAAUUUAAUCCAAGUGUUCUGAUGAUCAAUGUUACUGUUUUAUGUGAGGCUAAGUGACUGGUGACUUUUCUUUCCCUCCUGUUUGUGUGAGUUUAUGUUCGCUUUCUCUUUGGUCCCUACAACCUAAAUAUAGAAUUACAUAGUUAGUUGUUAUUGCUUUUAUUUAUUUUUCUCAAGCACUUGACUUCAAUGAUCGCUCUUACCUAAAGGAAAAAAAUUAGUCAGUGGUACAUACUUGAAUUUAAUUGAACCCAAACCAAAAGACCUAAUCCGUUCAGUUUCUCAGCUUGAAGGAGAAGGUUUGAUUCACUCUCAUUGUUCGUGUUGUGAUGACGAAGGGAGGCUAGCUGGAUAUUUCCAGACCUUUGAUUUCACUUGAUUUGAUUUGACCUGACUGUCCAGUGCAGAUAGAGCCUGGUAAGUUUUAGAACAUUUAAAGAAGGCAACUGAAAUCUCAGUCAGUAACAAAAGGAUACAACGAAGUUGAUUGGCUUAUACCAGGUACACUAAUUUCUGAAAGAAUUAAAGGAAUGUAAAAAUUUAGGUAUUUGUUUCUAAGUUUACUAAUUGUACACUGAUCAUUUGUUACUACAUUUAGUGCCUUCUCCACAUCGGCACUUAAACAUGUACUGACUGUUCCGAGGGGUAGGAAAGCACAGGGUUUUAUUUUGUUCUUUUCUCGCUCUUUUGCAAGAAAAAUGGCUUUUUAAAAGGAAAACAUUUAUAUUAGAAAACUAUUUUGGAAAUACAUUCCUUUAGAAAGAAACAAAACAUGAAAUAAAUAUUUUUGACUCUUUGGAUAUUUCUAUAGUUUCUGAACACAGAUUUUAAACCCACCGUCAAAACGAAGACAGUAUAAAGCUGUAUUACCUUAGUGAGUUUCCAUAUGGCAGCUUCAGUUCUUAUAGUUGCUAUUUCAUGCUUCGGACUUCACUUUCACUUUCACUGCAGCACCUUUCAGUAGGGUAGCCCCUCUCCAAGUAGGUGCAUUUAAAGUACCAACGUGUCGAGCUCAAGUUUGUUAUUCCCUUCGUCGGCGAUUCUCGUUUUAUGCUGGCGUUGCGACAGCUCAUUUAACGUCCAGAGUCAGUAUCCAGAAGUGGAUUGUGCAUACUUCCUCACCUCACACAACAGAUGUGAGAUGGAAAAGACACCGCAAGCUGCUGUGCUCCUUUAAGUCAGAUCGUGACAGGAGCUGCACUCCGCUGUGCUGUGAUUGUAUCCACCUCCCUAAGAUACAAGUAGUUAAAGACAGGACAUCUCAUUUAUUAAAUGAUGAAGUUUUCAUUUAUUAAAUGACAAACUUUUGCUAGACAUUUUACAUGUUAAAUCUUUGAACUACAUAGAUUAAUUUAAACGAUUCUAUUAGGCAUUCUGAUAUUUAACAACUGUUAAAAUAUUUAUAGAAAAUGAAAGCAAAUUGGUAUAAAUUUUUAAGCAACUCUAUUUUUGUAGAAAAAGAUUAGUGACAACCUGUAACUAUCAAGACGUUCUCUGGAUGUGUAGUACUCUAGAAAGUGAAAAUUCUUACAAAAUUUUGAAAAUGAAUGAAAAUUAGCUAAACAGCAUGCAAGGUCAUAGACUGCAUUCUAUAUUUUAUUUGGGAGAAUUUAAAACUUUGAGCUUGAGUUUAUAGAGUUUGCAUUCUUGUAUCAAAAAUUUUUUUAAUGAAUAUUAUUUGCGUUUAUUUAAAACUCAAAAUGGAGUUAUAUAUGAAUGCAAAGAAAUGAAUUCCUGCUUAAAUUGUCUUGAUAUGUUAUAGGAAGUUGAAAUGCAAUUUUGAUUUCAAAGUUUUGUUCAAUUUUGUUGUCUUAUGGACUUGCCCUAUGUUAAGAGAAAUAAUAAUGUCUUCACCAUUCCUAAGGGCGACUGAUAGACUGUGGAUGACCCCGUACUGUUGUAAUCAAAGUCUGAAUCAAACUCUUCUAAAUUUUAACCUAUUUGACUCAAAUCAAAUUUUUGCUAAACGUAUCAGUUUUUAAAUUGUACACUUUCUCUGAGGUGCAUUGGACAUGUGGAGAAUGGUUCUUCCCUGGUGUGAAAAGCCACCUUUACUGUUGGUAACACCAUUUGUUCUGAUGUGUUUAGAAAUAUUCUUCUCAUGGAGAUAUGUGGGGAAAGGUGUGUUGUUAUGUUCAUGUUUGUUCUGCUUCAUUUUUAAGGAAAAUAAACAUGUUCCAAAAGACACUAUUUAAAUAAAUGUUUGAGCAAAUUUCAGUUUCUAGGUUACUCUUAACUCCAAAUAUGCAGCUAUGCAUUUGAAUUGGCUUUAAGUGGUUUAGUCGGUUGGAUGACACUGGGAAGUCCGUGUAAUUGUUGAAUCAUCAGUUACACUUCACCUCAUAGAAGACUAUGUAUGUGUGUGUUUUGGAUUCCGUAAGAAGCCAUCUCAUGCGGUUUUAUCAGAAAUGUGGCACCGCGUGUCUCCACGGGUCCCACCGGCACAGCCCCGAGACCCCACCGUGCUCAGGGGCCCCGGGCGCACGCCUCCCCAGCCCUAACCACAGCCGGCUGACGAAGGCACACUACAGGUCCUGAAAGGGAGUUCUGACACGAAGCAUAUGUGCUGUGUGCUAGAACAAAGAAAACCCAGCAGGACCUGCGGUUGGAGGAGACACCACAACCAACCGGUUUGCCCUUAAAAGCAGCGAUGCUGGUCCCUCCAUCUCGUUUUCUCUCUGAAUCUUUUGAGCCCGUCCAGCAUCCAGCUCUUCCUCCGAUGACCGUGAGCACCUCGCCAGCACCUCCCUUCUUUUUGCCAGCACCUUUCUAGGUCAACUUUUGGGGACUCCCCUUACCUGUAAGCUUCCCAGUCUAUUGAGGCAAAUUUAAAAGUUCACAAAUAUGUUCUUUUGUUGAGAAACAAAAAAAGCAUUGCAGUAAGUUUGAGUAGCAAACAGACAAACCAUAAUUUAUUAAGAGGCUAUAGGAAGCCGUUUAGCGUGUAAUAAUGCUCAGUUUACAACACCAAGCAAAGCUAAUGAUGGUAUGGUUUUACCGAGGAACAUUUGUAGUCUCUUUCUCUUAAACUGGUUUAGCAAUAAUGAGAGCUUUAUAGCCUGUUUCAGCCGGGGGUUUGCUGUAGGCAUGUCAGUUAUCUAAGCGUCCUUCCUCCCAUCCCAGGACGGGGGGAGGAGGAGUCCAGGGUGCUCUGCGUUAGGAGGGUGUGUGGGUCUACGGCAGUGUUAUUGUGUCCUGCUCUUUAAUCUUGUUUCUUUUAAAAACAAGCUUACCAGCAGAUGGGUUACUCAGGGUGUUUUCCAAAGUACAACAGCCAAGGACCUGAGCCCUGUCCCUUUUUAGCCCAGACCUCAAACUGUCUCUAUCAGCUUUGAUAAGGUCAUGCUUUCCUUGGAAGAUACUUGGAUGGCAGUGAAGCUAACGAUUGGCUUGUUUGCAUUGAAAAUGUUUACACUGAUUCCCUCUGAGCAGUAGACAAUUUUGAAAUCAAGCCCUAUAUUUGAGACCAAAAAAAAAAAAAAAGAGAGAGAGAAAUUUUUCUAAAUCUCAAAACUAUAAAUACAAUACCUCUGGCUGAAAACUGGUUAAUCAUCAUCUGUAUGAUUAUGACCUUUUUCCUUUAUAUCUUUGUGUAAUUCUUUCUGUAAUUAAGUGUGCAUCAAGGUAUCUGCUACUUCUUUGGUUAAUGAAGCCUAAAAAUAUAACUGUAAAUGAAAUAUGCUAUGUAUUUUUCUGUUCCUUGCUUGGUUUGCUUCUGAUAUGAUUAUGUCUACUUUUUACUCAAGGAAUUUUUGCAUUGAUAAUACUCUCUUACUAACUUGUAACUGGGAUGAGUUAUGAGAUUUUUUUUGGUAAUUAUUUUGCAAUAAUAAUUUUAGACAUAGAUUUGAUUUGAAAAAUUUACUUGAAAACUGCAGUAAAUAUGAAAGCAAUAGUGAUAUAUACCUAGUUUUUUCUGGUAAUAGAUCACAUUAAUAUUUAAUUGACAGAUUUUGGAAGUUUUUCAGAAGACAUUUAUUAACAUUUUGAGAACAUCCCUUCCAGUGUAUUUCCUUAAGGCUGAAGAACUUUGGUUUUAUUUAUAAAAUACAAGACUUGGUAAUUUACAAAUCAGUGUUAUUCAGAUUUAUCAGCAAGUAAAACAGCAAUUUAGUGUUCUUUCCUUUUUUGCUUCUGGUUGUGCUUUAUUUGGAGGGAUUAAUAGACACCUUGAGGUAUUUCCCUUAAAAUUUUGAAAUGUUUGUGUACUUUGUAGGUGUGUCAUUUUCAAGUAUAUGCAAGUUCUAAGCAAUAAUCUGCAUGUUAUACAAGUUUGGCAUUACUUUGUCAUGACAAUUUCAUUGUUUUAAGAACGUAUAAAAUCAAUAUCCUAUAUAUAAAUCACCCCUUCAUGAAAAUGUUGGGGUUUUCUUGUGUUAGAACACUACUAUAAUGUGGUGUGAAGCUUUGUAUUUUGUGGAAAAAAUAAAGUCACAGUGAUCCAGUG
Camelus dromedarius (Arabian camel) is the source of this 6799-nucleotide messenger RNA. RefSeq names its product TLC domain containing 4 (gene TLCD4). NCBI's taxonomy places the organism in Eukaryota, Metazoa, Chordata, Mammalia, Artiodactyla, Camelidae. The record is from RefSeq and is a predicted model, not a curated record. Gene Ontology annotation, cellular component: endoplasmic reticulum; membrane. Bases 494 to 1285 code for a protein of 263 amino acids. Gene Ontology annotation, biological process: lipid homeostasis. The transcript is spliced from 8 exons.